AUGAAUUCGAAAGAAUCUGAUUUUCAUCUACUUUUUAUUAAUGAUACCAUAUUGAAGGGUGGUGUUAAAGCACUUAUUGCUUGCGGAUUAUUUUCGAAGGAUAGUGAAACGCGAGAUCAGGCCUUUUGGGCAAUUGGUAAUAUCGCUGUGGAUUGUGAACAGUGCCGUUCUAAAGUACGACAAAGUGGAGCACUAAAUGCUUUGACUGCUUUAUUCCAAAAACCUGACUUCAUGUCAUCGAAACAUAAACGAAAUACCAUUUGGGCAUUAUCACAAAUAGUGAGAGGUGGAAUUCAACCACUUUUACGAGGAGUUAGUAUCGCAUUAUUUCAAGGAUUGCAUAAAAUUUUAUGUAUGGAAGAUCCUCUUCUAAGAACAGAUGCAACGUGGUCGAUCGCGUAUAUCACUGAAAAUGUAAUAAAUGGUGGUGGAGAAGUUGAAACAAUUCUUCAAACUCCAAAUUUGGUGAGAAGGCUGAUUGAACUGCUUUACGACGAUGAAGCGAUGCAUCCUGCGCUGCUUGCAUUAGGAAAUCUUGUAACUGGCGAGGAAGAUGAUACACAGCGAGUGCUGAAUGCAGGACUUUUGUCACAUUUAGUUCGAUUAUAUAGAACAAAAGAAGGCUCAAAUAUAUUUCGAUGUGAAAUUAUCUGGAUAUUAAGCAAUAUAGCUGCUGGAUCGCAAGCUCAAGUCGAUCUCCUUUUUGGUAUUGACGAUAUAGAUAAAAUAUUGAUAGAAGGAAUAUCCUCUAACGAUUCACGGAUGAAAAAGGAGUGCAGUUGGACAAUAGUAAAUGCAUUGAGAAAUGCAAGUGUGCAGCGUUUAGAAUGGUUAUGUUGCACCUGCUUGCCGAGUGCUAUUCCGGUUAUAUUCGCGUUCACAAAAGAGCGAUAUCUUAUCGAAAGAGCACUAUUUGCUAUUGAGAAUAUUCUUGUUGAGAAGCGCAAUUAUUUGCCUGCUUUUCAACAACUUGGGAUUAUAAAUUGUGUGCGAUCAAUUGAAUCAGAUGCCAAUAGUUCAAUUGGUUUUUUUGCAAAGGUUUUUGAAAGCAAUUUUCUUCUACCUGAAAUGUAG
This is a messenger RNA of Dracunculus medinensis (Guinea worm), 1074 nucleotides long. The record is from the annotation of a GenBank genome assembly. NCBI's taxonomy places the organism in Eukaryota, Metazoa, Nematoda, Chromadorea, Rhabditida, Dracunculidae.